AUGCGUGGCCUACCUUCCGGUGCUCUGGUACUUGCCCUUUUGGGUGCUCUCAUCCCUCAUGCCUUCUCUCAACAAGCCACCAAGACCUGCUCUGAGAUUCUGGCAGCUGGCCCUUCUGGAGAAGAAGCUCAACAACAAGCGGUACUUUUAUGCCAAUUGAGCGAGUCAGCCACCCUUCUCGCUCAACUCGGAGGUCUCGUUUCUGAGGGACUCGAACGUUUGAUGACCACUCAUGGAAUCGCCGACGACAGCGAAGAGCAAAGCGAUUCGGCAAGAGAAAGCACGAAUAUCUCCGAUUCGGAAAGAGGAAGCACGAAUACUUGCGAUUCGGAAAGAGGAAGCACGAGUAUUUGCGCUUCGGUCGCAAGUAAAAACCCGUCAUAUCAAAAUUGU
Molecule: messenger RNA, 393 nt
Organism: Mesorhabditis belari
Lineage: Eukaryota; Metazoa; Nematoda; Chromadorea; Rhabditida; Rhabditidae
Source: the annotation of a GenBank genome assembly